AUGUUUCUUCGCAGAGCCUUUGCUUGCCUUGCAGCAUGUGCGGCUUUGACGCCGGCUGUAUACGCCGCUUCAAACUCUUCAUCAGACUCAUGCCAUUCUUCGGCUAUUGAGCUACUCAGUCCGCAAACAACCAUCCUCAAUAUCUCUGCAAAGAGAGUGGACAAUUAUCCCAUCUUUCAAGGAGACUACUUUGACGUCUUUGCGCCCAUACCUUCUACUAUUUCCAAUGUCAGCUUUUGCAACAUUACCGUCACAUACACACAUCCCCAAUGGGACGACACUGUUCAAAUCUUCAUCAGCCUGCCAUUGCAAGGUUGGAACCGCAAAUUCCUGGCCCUCGGUGGCGGCGGCUUCUCGACGAAUCCGGCUCUUGAGCUUUUGCCCGUGGUUGCGUCUCUCGGCUACGCGUCUGCCGCGACGGAUGGAGGACACGACGGCCAGGAUCUGAGCUGGGCGCUCAAAAACAACAGCAGCCUGAUCAAUUACCCUCUCUUGACGGACAUGGCGUCGGAGGCGCUCAAGGACAUGACGGUGCUCGGGAAGCAGUUUACAGAGGCAUACUAUGAUCAGGCUGCCGAGCAGACGUACUGGGUUGGGUGCUCGCAAGGCGGGCGCCAGGGCAUGAUGAUGGCGCAGCGGUACUCGCACCUGUUUGACGGCAUUCUUGCCAAUGCGCCUGCCAUUAACUGGAACGAUUUGAUUGUCGGCAUGCAGUGGCCCUCGGUGUCCAUGUACGAGACAAAGACGGUUCUUCCUCCCUGCGUCUUGACCGCAUUCACAAAAGCUUCCAUUGCGGCGUGCGACAGCCUCGAUGGUCUCAAGGACGACAUCAUCAGCCUUCCGGGAUCGUGCAAGUUUGACCCGUACUCGCUUGUUGGAAAGUCUGUCAGCUGCGACGGCGGCAAGAUUACGCUGACCGACAAGCACGCAUUCAUCAUCAAGCAGAUCCUCGACGGCCCAACCACGCCCAGCGGGAAAAGACUCACUUUCGGCUCAGAGGUCGGCACCGAUCUCUCUGCCGCAGUCAACACGACGUGCGCUCGGAACGGCACAGACUGCACGUCAAACGGCAACGUCUUUUCCAACGAGUGGAUUCCCAAGUUUGUCGCCAAAGACUAUGGCUUCAACCCACUCACCAUUACCUAUGACCAAUUCUAUGAAUUCUUUGCACAGUCCAAAGAACGCUACGACUGGAUCAUUGGGACAAACAAUGCCGAUCUCCGUCAUUUACGCAGCACCAACACCAAGCUUCUCACGUUUCACGGCCUGUCGGACGACAUUAUCCCCCCGCAAAGCACUGCAGAGUACUAUGGCCAAGCGCGAGCGCUUGAUGCAAACGUCACCGACUACUAUCGGCUGUUUCUCGCCCCCGGUGUCAAGCACUGCGCGGGAGGUCUGGGCCCAAACCCGAAAGCCAUGAUUGACGUGCUGGAGAAGUGGGUGGUGGAUGGCAAGGCGCCUACGCGGCUGGAUGCGGUGGCGACUGCUGCGAACGGCACCAAGAGUCAGCGCUUUGUCUGCAUGUACCCAGCCUCGUCGAGAUAUACGGAUGGCGACCCAACGUUGGCAUCGUCCUUUACCUGUAGCGAGGAUGAGAGCUAG
Molecule: messenger RNA, 1602 nt
Organism: Beauveria bassiana ARSEF 2860
Lineage: Eukaryota; Fungi; Ascomycota; Sordariomycetes; Hypocreales; Cordycipitaceae
Product: feruloyl esterase B precursor
Exons: 1
Coding region: 1-1602 (533 amino acids)
Source: RefSeq, a predicted model, not a curated record